Molecule: messenger RNA, 1215 nt
Organism: Strongyloides ratti
Lineage: Eukaryota; Metazoa; Nematoda; Chromadorea; Rhabditida; Strongyloididae
Product: AT08017p
Exons: 3
Coding region: 1-1215 (404 amino acids)
Molecular function (GO): ubiquitin binding
Source: RefSeq, a predicted model, not a curated record
AUGGAUGAAAGAUUAAGAAAUGGAGGAAGAGAAAGUUCUCCUGAUAAUAUGAUGGAUGAAGAUGAAAGUUCAUUAAUAAGACAUCUCAUUAGAUCGCAUAAUAUGAGAAGACCGGUAACAUCUAAUUCUAACAAUAUACCUGUAAAUCAAAGGAUACAAUUUGAAAGAAAUAAUAGAGGUGAAGUAAAUGAACAUAGAGCCCGUCUGGAUCCAGAUACCAUUACUUUUGGAAACGGGUUAGGAUCAUUACAAGAUUUAUUGGGUGGAAGAUAUAGUGAAUAUGAUCGAAAUGAUCAUCCAAGGCAGAAUGUUAUUCCUAGAAUCUUGAAUUCUCAAGCUUCAUCUCGUAAUCAAAUAUUACAUAGAUUAGUAAAUAAUUCAUCUAGAUAUAUAAGAGAAAAUGCUGAUAUGGCACCAGCGAUUUCAUCUCGUCCUUAUACAAUUGAGCGUGUACGUGAAGAGGCUGUCGAAGCUAAAAAAUGGUUAUUAGUAUGUAUUAAGGAACACUCAAAUACAUCAUCAAUUCAUCUAAAUAAUAUUUUACAUGAUACAACAGUGAGACACGUGAUUGAUAGUAAUUAUUCUUUUGUUAGCUACUAUAAAUCAGAUGAAGAUGGACAGAAACUCAAGAUGUUUUACAAACUUAAUAGUUUUCCUAUUGUAUUGAUUCUUGAUCCUAGAACCGGUGAAGAAGUUGCAACAGUACCAAGUAAUGUCGAUGCCACAACAUUUUGUGACUAUUUACUUAAUUUUAUUGAUAAAUAUUCUAACUUUUUGGACAAGGACGCUGAAUAUAAAAAAAUAAAAAGACGUUUUAAUGGCGAUUGUAAUGAUGAUAUAGAACAACCAUCAACAAGCAAAAAAUUUAGGAGUAAUGAGAAUGAUUCCGUUAAUAUUAUUGUGGAGAACGGGACAAAAUUAACUACUAUAGAUCAAGAUGAUUAUAAAAAGUUCUCUGGUUAUCCGUCUAAUGAAUCAUCUCCUGUUUAUAUAAUAGUUCAGUUUCCAGAUGGUAAAAGGUUGCCUAUGAAUGUUUAUGACAAUGCAACAUUAAAAGCUUUAUUUUUAUUUAUUGGUGGACAUGGAUAUAAUGUUAGAGAAUUUUAUAUUAUUUAUGGAUAUCCAAAGAAAAUGAUAGAUUAUACACAAGCAGAUAGAACGCUUAAGUCAAUGGGCUUUGGAAAAAGGGAACUAAUUUUCAUCGAUAAGAAAUAG